UAGAGCAUCUUUGUUGUCUGACAGCAGUAGACCAACAAAGCUCAAUUUAGUGAAAAGCCUCAGACGUUUAUUUGCACAUUUAUGUAACGUUUAUUAUUUAUGCAGAUCAAACAUAUUUUUGUAGAAAGUCGUAAAGUUUAAAGAGUCGUUUUUUGGCAACUUUGUAAAUUUUUAGAUACUUUAAUAUUUAACCAUGUUUUGGUCCGUCAUCUGCGCAACUUUUCUUCUUGCUCCUUUAGUUUGCGAGGCAAGAACCAAGCAAUAUGUCAUCGGCUGUCCAGAUAAAUGUGACACAUUUCUAUGUCCCCCGAUCCCUGCGGACUGUAUGGCCGGCGACAUCCUUGACCAAUGCGACUGCUGUCCGGUCUGUGCGUCCGGAGAAGGUGAGGUAUGCGGCGGCACGGGGAGACUAGGGGACCCGGAGUGCGGAGAGGGCAUGGACUGCUCGAUAUCGGACGGAAUUGGGGUGUCCGCCACAGUAAGGCGUCGGGGCAAAAGUGGUGUGUGCGUCUGCAAAGGUUCGGACCCGGUGUGCGGCAGUGACGGGGUGUCCUACCGAAACAUCUGCGAACUGAAGAGAUUGAGUAACCGGGCUCUGAAGCUUCAGCAGCCACCGGUCAUCUUCAUACAGAGAGGAACCUGUAGCAAAGGCCAGGAGAAUCCAGACAGUCUGCGCCACAGAUAUAACUUCAUUGCUGAUGUGGUGGAGAAGAUCGCUCCCGCUGUGGUUCAUAUUGAACUGUACCGCAAGAUGGUGUUCUCUAAACGUGAGGUGGCAGUGGCCAGCGGCUCUGGCUUCGUGGUGUCGGAGGACGGCUUGAUUGUGACCAACGCCCAUGUGGUGGCCAAUAAGCACCGGGUGAAGGUGGAGCUGAAGAGUGGCGCCACCUUUGACGCCAAGAUCACAGACGUGGACGAGAAGGCAGACAUCGCCCUCAUCAAGAUCGACACCCCGAUGAAGCUGCCGGUGCUGCUGCUGGGGCGUUCAGCUGACCUGAGGCCUGGUGAGUUUGUUGUGGCCAUCGGCAGUCCCUUCUCCCUGCAGAACACGGUCACCACAGGUAUCGUCAGCACCACCCAAAGAGGAGGCAAGGAGCUAGGCCUGAGGAACUCUGAUAUGGAAUACAUCCAGACGGACGCUAUCAUCAACGAAGAUGUAGAUCUACCAUCUGAUCAUCCCUUUAACCUGAAUGCUGUUCCUUUUCAGUAUGGGAACUCUGGCGGACCCCUGGUCAAUCUGGACGGAGAGGUGAUUGGGAUCAACACACUGAAGGUGACUGCAGGAAUCUCCUUCGCCAUCCCCUCAGACAAGAUCCGUCAGUUCUUGGCAGAGUCCCACGACAGACAAUCUAAAGGUACAGAUUACCAAUCUAAAGGUAAAUUAUUACCAAAGAAGAAGUAUAUCGGUGUGAGGAUGAUGACUCUCACUCCAACGCUUGCAAAGGAGCUGAAGGAGAGACAAUCAGACUUCCCUGAUGUUACCUCAGGGGCAUAUGUCAUCGAGGUCAUCCCAAAAACACCAGCUGAGACAGGUGGCCUGCAGGAGAGUGACGUCAUAAUCACCAUCAACAGCCAGCGAAUCACCUCGGCAAGUGACGUCAGCAGCUCCAUCAAGAGGGACGACACGCUGCGGAUGGUGGUCCGGCGGGGGAAUGAGGACAUCAUGCUCACCGUCGUCCCCGAGGACAUUGACCCUUGACCUCUCAGCAACCACGAGCUGGUUCUCAGUGUUUAAAACCACAGACCUAAACUGUGUGUGUGUCUGGAGCCACACCCUACCAUAGAACCUGUAACUACUAGUGCCCCCCC
This is a messenger RNA of Coregonus clupeaformis (lake whitefish), 1809 nucleotides long. RefSeq names its product serine protease HTRA1B-like. The transcript has 9 exons. Gene Ontology annotation, cellular component: extracellular region. Lineage: Eukaryota; Metazoa; Chordata; Actinopteri; Salmoniformes; Salmonidae. Gene Ontology annotation, biological process: positive regulation of apoptotic process; programmed cell death; proteolysis. The record is from RefSeq and is a predicted model, not a curated record. Bases 194 to 1699 code for a protein of 501 amino acids. Gene Ontology annotation, molecular function: protein binding; serine-type endopeptidase activity.